Messenger RNA from Liolophura sinensis, 1473 nucleotides. RefSeq names its product M-phase inducer phosphatase 1-like. Gene Ontology annotation, cellular component: cytoplasm; nucleus. The transcript has 10 exons. Gene Ontology annotation, molecular function: protein tyrosine phosphatase activity. Bases 1 to 1473 code for a protein of 490 amino acids. The record is from RefSeq and is a predicted model, not a curated record. Gene Ontology annotation, biological process: G2/M transition of mitotic cell cycle; protein dephosphorylation; positive regulation of G2/MI transition of meiotic cell cycle. NCBI's taxonomy places the organism in Eukaryota, Metazoa, Mollusca, Polyplacophora, Chitonida, Chitonidae.
AUGGCUAACUCUGUUGUCCAAACCCUGUUUGAGGACGCCUUGGAUGGACUAACCCCAGUGAAGUCAUGUACUGCAUUCCUCGAUUCCGAUGUUUGUAUUUCUCCUAUGAUGGAAUAUUUUCUCAAUAAACCAAGGCCUGGAUGUAACAGUACAACGUCGAAGGAGACGUCUGAUGCCAAACCAAGGCGCCGAUGUCGUACCAUAAGGAGAGUGGGAACGUUGUCGGACAAGGACCCUCAACCUAACCUGGAUGAAUCCCCGAGUAAAGAUGGCGUCACGGUAACCGUGGUGAAGCACGAUUUCGGCACCAGUCUGUUGCACGACGAGGGCUCACAAGACAGCGGGGUUCGCCUAGACGAAGACAACUCGAGUAGCGAUUCUUUCACAGUUCCUCUUGGUCUGCCAUCAAGGAAGAUAACUCUGUUUGAGGAGGACGCAUGCUCCCCUUUGUCCUACUCCCCCGUAAAGUCCAACCCCAAACCAAUCUCCUUUUCAUUGAGCAAUGGGGACGAUGGGUUCUUUGAGGACUUUGCAGCUGUGGAAACAAGUGACAGCACCGAUUUACCUGGCACGUUCGCCACACUCUUCAAAGCCCCAGUGCUUAACACACAGAAAAGUGCCAACGACGACUUUCAGAUCAAGAAGCCGACCUGUUUGAAGGUUCUUAACCGCCUCAAUUCGUUGGAGAUCCGACCAAAGGGAGGGAAAAAGCGACAGAACCUAGACGACGAGGACGAAAGCCGGUUCCAGAAGAGGCGACGUGGUCUGGGGUUUGACAAGAGAUCGUGUAGCGAGGAACUUCCGGCCAGAGAGCAGACGAAUGCCGUGCCUCUGAAGAGAUACCGCUCCGACACAGCUGCCAUCAUCCAAGCCCUGGAUAGAGUUGAGAAUGACCCGGAUCUGAUCGGAGACGGCACCUCCUCAUUCUGCUUGCCGACGGUACCGGGAAAGCACCAGGAUCUCAAAUCAAUCACACCAGAAACUCUGGCCAAGGUGAUCAAUCACGAGUAUGACCACAUCCUAGAGAAGUACGUGAUCAUCGACUGUCGUUACCCGUACGAGUAUGAUGGCGGUCAUAUCCAGGGAGGCUUGAAUUACUACACCAAGGACACGGUCAUGGAGAAGCUGAUGAAUGAGCCUCUGCAACUGUCCGACUCCCAGAAGCGCAUUGCUCUCAUCUUCCACUGCGAGUUCUCCUCAGAAAGGGCUCCAAGGAUGUCACGAUUUCUUCGUAACAUGGAUCGUGAAGAGAACAAACAGUACUACCCCCAUCUCCACUACCCAGAAAUCUACAUUCUUCACGGGGGCUACAAGAAUUUCUUUGAAACACAGAAGGAAUUAUGUGAACCUCAGACCUACUUACCCAUGCUUCACGAGGACUACAAAGAAGAUUUGAGGACAUUUCGGAUAAAAUCAAAGUCCUGGGCUGGUGACAAGAAAUCUCGGUCGGCACGAGGAAGACUUGGUUUCUGA